CGUGAUGUAAAUUCUGCUGCGAAGUCAAAACCAGCGAGCUCACCAGCACACACCAGAGAAAGGACAAGUGAUAAGGAUCACACAAUACUCAAUAUUCUCUGAAAGUAUGCGCGCCCCUUCUAUCCACCCGGAUGCGGUCAAUCUGGACUACUUCACCGCUUACAACGACGUUAGCGUGCACGAUCUCAUGCUAAAAGAUGGGAUACGUACACGUGCGUAUCUGAACGCAUUAGAAAACUCGGAGCUGGAAGGAAAAAUAGUUCUCGAUGUGGGAUGCGGUACUGGUAUUUUAUCAAUGUUUGCUGCACGUGCAGGCGCAAGGAAAGUGUAUGCGGUAGAGGCGAGCGGAUUUGUAGGCAUGACUCAGAAGUUGAUAGAUGAUAACAACUUUACAAAUAAGAUUGAGCUCAUCAAUCAGAUGGUGGAAGAAAUAGACCUGCCUGAAAAGGUGGAUGUGAUUGUAAGUGAGUGGAUGGGGUUCUUCCUGCUGCACGAGAGCAUGUUGGAAUCGGUCCUAAAUGCGAGAGAUAGGUGGCUAAAGGACGAUGGUGUGAUGCUCCCCACUACAGCAAAGAUAUACUCAGCUCUGUGUGACAUGACACCCACACUUACAAAGGAAUACGGAAUAUAUCAGGAUUGUUAUGGGUUCGAUUUCACAGCUAUGGUGCCGUCAUUACAAGCAACUGUACCAAAUCCGGCUAUAUCUGAUGUACUCGAAAGUCAACUCUUAACACAGGCCCAGGUUGUGAAAGAGUUUGAUAUGAGGACAAUGACCAGUGCAGAUCUUGAAUCGUUCAAGUCAAGUGCUAUAUACGUACCAAAAGCCGAUGGCGUGAUGCACGGGGUAUGCCUAUGGUUCACAUGCGAUUUUGCGGGGCCCCCCGGAAAUGAAGACGAUAUUACUGUCCUGUCCACGGCGCCUGGACAAACGUUAGCCAAAUCGACCCACUGGAAACAAACGGUAGUCAUGUUGGGAGGCUCCUUCGCUGUCGAGAAAGAUGAUCAGAUACCUGUAACGCUCAAUUUAUCAAAGUCUAAAACCCAAACAAGGUUUUACACGAUUACUGUCGAAUUCGGCGAAUAAAUGCUUCAAGUGAUGCCUUUUCCCA
Molecule: messenger RNA, 1109 nt
Organism: Sphaeroforma arctica JP610
Lineage: Eukaryota; Ichthyosporea; Ichthyophonida
Exons: 7
Coding region: 107-1084 (325 amino acids)
Biological process (GO): peptidyl-arginine methylation
Molecular function (GO): protein-arginine N-methyltransferase activity
Source: RefSeq, a predicted model, not a curated record